Molecule: messenger RNA, 2150 nt
Organism: Apus apus (common swift)
Lineage: Eukaryota; Metazoa; Chordata; Aves; Apodiformes; Apodidae
Gene: S100B
Product: S100 calcium binding protein B
Exons: 2
Coding region: 44-322 (92 amino acids)
Biological process (GO): positive regulation of canonical NF-kappaB signal transduction; positive regulation of cell population proliferation
Cellular component (GO): cytoplasm; nucleus
Molecular function (GO): S100 protein binding; RAGE receptor binding; calcium ion binding
Source: RefSeq, a predicted model, not a curated record
ACACACCCACUGCUCCUUCCGACCCCAGGGCCACACCGGGACCAUGUCUGAGCUGGAGAAGGCCAUGAUUGCCAUCAUUGAUGCCUUCCACCAGUACUCGGGGAAGGAGGGAGACAAGCACAAGCUGAAGAAAUCCGAACUGAAGGAGCUCAUUAACAACGAGUUGACCCAUUUCCUUGGCGAGAUCAAAGACCAGGAGACCGUGGACAAAGUCAUGGAGGCUCUGGACAGCGAUGGGGAUGCAGAGUGUGACUUCCAGGAGUUUGUGGCCUUCAUUGCAAUGGUCACUGCUGCUUGCCAUGAGUUCUUUGAGCAUGAAUGAGCUGGUGGGGAGCAGGUGAGCUCACCUGGAGCUGUUCAUGCUGGAGAGAUGCAGAGCAGCACCACUCCUCCGGGAAUCAGACUGAGUGUGAUUAGGGGCUCCCAGGAGCUAAGCUUGUGCUAGACUUAAGUUGCUUAUUAAGUUCUGUGGCUUCGUGAACAAAAAACACCCACAUGGCUCAGGAAAGGCUGCUGGCCAGUGCCCACCUGGCUGGAUGUCAUGUGUGAAUGCCUUGUCUCAAGCUCCUUCCCUGCUGCUGCAUGCAAGGGACCUGCAUGGGGCUGGAGGCAGGUGGAUGCUGCAAUCCAAGCCUGCUUGCAGAGGGAAGAGGCACACUGAAGGGCUGAAGCACGAGGGGAAGCAGAGGAGCUACUUAGAGAGGCCUGGUUCUGAGCCCACUGGCCUGAACAGAAACACUUCCGUUGAUUCCCGUGGGCUCUGACCACCCUGUGCAUGGUACUAACCCAGGCAGCACAGCCCCUGUCCUGUCCCAGGAGCUCAGCACAGCCCACACAUUUCCUGGCAAACUGAAAUGCCCUUGGCUUGGAAGGCAAAGCAUAACCAUCUAACAGUCCAGGCUCUUGUCUUGUUGAUGAAUCCUCCUGCUCUUUAGCAGCCCACAGAACUGGAAGUGAAAGUGUAUGAGGGCCCUGGGCUGGGAACAGCUCCUGGGCUGGGAUGUGCCUUGGCAAGGUCUCCAGGCUCAGCCAGUGGGAUGGGGGGUCCAUCCAGUGUGAUGACAGUGCCCAAACGUGGACCAGGCACAGCUUCCAGAGUGUGGAAAUGGCAAGAAUAAAAUGUCGUGUCAGUCUCUAAGCUGCAACUAGUCUCUGGUGAAAAAUGAGUCCCUUUGUCUCAGGCUGUGUGCGCCUCCCUGGCUGCCCUGCACUGUCAGAGGGAAGGCUGGAGCUUCUUGUUGGGCACCAACCCUUCAUCUCCUCCACAAAUCAAAUGCAGACUUUUACACACCCCAGAAGAAACACUCCCAGCCUCACUGGGUGGAGCAAAGCAAUGGCCCAAACACAGCACUGCAGCACUGGGCCACGUCUCCCAUGUGCUCCGAGGCUGUGCUGGCACCAAGGGGUGCUCCUGCCUCCUGGCAGGACCCUGACAUGGAAGCACAUUCCUGCUCCCUCUGCACAUUAAGCUGGAAAACACAUUUCAAAAGACAGCAGCAGCGAUUCUGGGUGAUCUGUGGGGCUGAGACUGUUCCCCUCACCAGAUACUAAACCCAAAGGAUGUGCCUUACUCACUGCACUGCAAGAGGAGGGAAUUGGAGUGUAUGCAGUUUUUCCAUUCUGAAAUAUUCUCCACACUGCAUUUUACUGAGUACAAAUCCUGAGCUCCUCCUGCAUCCCCAACAGCGUGGGCUUCCAAAUGCAGGGGGAAGGCAGCUGACAGAGCAGGAAACCAGAAGAGCUUUUUAAACACCACAAAAUAAAAUGCCUCCAAAACCAUUAAGGACCAACAUGCAACUGGAUCUUUCAAAGUCCACUUUUGUAUUUUCUUCCCACUCCAAUUUUGCCUCUGCAUGUAGGUGUGCCAGUUCACAAGCACAGACACAACCACCAUGGCACCAUGGCCAUCCAUGUUUGGCAAAGAAAAAUACCAGAUAUCAAGACAAACUGUUACUUUGCAGUUACCUUUGCAAACCAGGGUUUAAAGACUGCUAGGAAAUUAGCAAAUGUUCCUCACUUCCAUAAGAAAACUUCUAUGUUUAGCUGAGAACAGCAUUGUUUAAAAAAAAAAAAAAAAAAAAAAAAAGACUGGAGAAAAAGACAAUGGUGUUUAUUAUUCUGGUAACUUGUGCUGAAAUACAAAAAAGAUG